Molecule: messenger RNA, 444 nt
Organism: Dictyostelium discoideum AX4
Lineage: Eukaryota; Evosea; Eumycetozoa; Dictyosteliales; Dictyosteliaceae
Exons: 1
Coding region: 1-444 (147 amino acids)
Source: RefSeq, a predicted model, not a curated record
AUGAAAUUUUUAGCAAUUCUUUUAAUUUUAAUUUCUAUUUUGGGUCUUUCAAGUGCUAUCACAGUCCAACAUAUCAAUGCAAGAAUCUUUUGCGGUAGAAGUUGCUCCAAUCCUGAAUAUACAGAUAUUUCCAUCAAUGUUAAUCAAUGUACAGUUUUAUCAAAAGAAGCAACUUGUAACUAUGCCCUCCCAUACAUUACCGUCAGUCCAAACAUCAAUUCUUUAAAUUCUUCAUAUAUCGUAUCUGCCUCAAUUGGUUGUGGUAUGGCUACUCUUACAUCUAAAACAGCUUACAUCGGAAUAUGUAAUCCUUACACAAUAAGUGGUGUUGAAUUUUCAGUUUAUGCUGAUCCUCCAAUUGACGGAGCUAGCUCAUCAAACUCUUUAAAGCCAAUGGUUUUGUUCUCUGCCUUUGUCUUCUUUAUUAUUUCCUUGAUUCUAUAA